This is a messenger RNA of Microsporum canis CBS 113480, 327 nucleotides long. RefSeq lists its product as uncharacterized. The record is from RefSeq and is a predicted model, not a curated record. NCBI's taxonomy places the organism in Eukaryota, Fungi, Ascomycota, Eurotiomycetes, Onygenales, Arthrodermataceae. The transcript is spliced from 2 exons. Bases 1 to 327 code for a protein of 108 amino acids.
AUGUCGAUGCCUGCCCUGAUCCCUGAAGCGGCUGCCUACGCUUGGGAUCUGGGGAUGUCUCGACCGCUUGGUACACUUUUGGAUAUUCUUAACAUCGCACACUCAACAUCCUCGAGCACGAACAACGAAGACAUCACAGGAAGAAUCGCAUCUUCUCCUACGGCUAGAACACUGAAAAAGCCAUCGUCCUGCCGGUUUGAUCGCUUACAUGGAGGAUCCUGGGGCCUUGAGCGCCGUUCAACCAUCGUAACCCAAGGGUUCAACCGCCCCUCGACCAGCAAGAAGCAGAAAGCAGACCAGAAGAGAGAAAGGGCUCAGAGCGAUUGA